This is a messenger RNA of Cladocopium goreaui, 751 nucleotides long. Lineage: Eukaryota; Dinophyceae; Suessiales; Symbiodiniaceae. The record is from the annotation of a GenBank genome assembly.
AUGUGUCAACCUUCCGUGAGCGAAUCUAAAGUUUAAAACCACCUUUAGACGCCAGAAGUGGUAGGCUGGUGGUCAAUUUAAGGUCAUCGGCUGAUGAUCAAAGCAACGCAUUUCGCCCUUCUCGUUUUGGCUCCUGUGGACGCUUUGAUCCGGGAGCUGUACACUACAAAUGCGGCUUGCAGGCAACAGUACUGCGUGAACCCAGUCUAUCCAGGACUUCAAGACCUGCCGAGCCUCGAGAAGAAGAGGUGGGCCAAGAUCAGCUUGCCAAAGAUCGCCAAGACAAUCGACUUCUGUAAUGGCACGAUCAAUUACAAUGUGGCCUUGCCCAUGAACAGCACGGAAGACGUCAAUGUCUCCAUGCUGCAGGAGCUGGUGCGGAAGCAAGAUCAGCGAGCAGCCCAGACGUAUUUCCUUCACAUGUCCGCCAUGGGACUGGAACCCUGGGAUCACGUGAAACCCUUCGAGGAUUCGUCCAGCCAGAUGCGAUCCUGCGCCCGUGCAGUAGCGAGGAUGGCCUGUUUCACCUAUCUUCCGGACGCCAUCCACAACGUCCAAGACGGUGCGGAAGUAAGGUAUCAUCGUCCCUGUGAUACCGGCUGUGAAAACUUCCUCCAGACUUGUGGCGUGGAGUGCUGUGACGAAAGCACCGUGUGUGUGUGGUCUGCACCUGUCACAGCGACCCUUCCGGAGUUUCAGGUGGCCAAUUCCAAUGGUCUCGUGGGGGAUGGCGAUUGCUGUCCAAAGCCGG